AUGCUGCCUUUCGCUGACUUGGAGCAGGAUGAGCUCAGGGACCUCUUGGGCACGCAGGUCAUCGUCGAUUUCCCCUUCAAUGUUCAAGGCCCGAUCCCAUACCCAUUGCACUUUCCUUCCGAGCUGGUAGUCGAGGUGUUCAUGCACAUUUUGACACCGUUUACCCAGGACUGUGCCCAGCGCCAUCGCUUCAAGACACUGCGAUGUGUCUGUAGACAUUGGCGGGAGGUCGCGUUUUCGACUGCCAAGUUAUGGUCAAAAAUUACCCUGGAUAGCUCCGAUUGGAAUAACCGCAAAAAAGUGCUUCUAGUAGGGGCCCGGAUGCGUGGCUGGUUCGACAGAGCGAAGGCGUCCCCUCUUUCUCUCUACAUCCAGAAUGCACCUUUUUGCCUCAGCCACGUAUACCCCAUCAUCACAGAGGAUCGAAAUUGGUCCGACAUCCACAUAUCGUUCGCCCGCAGGUAUCGUUACCAUGUUGACAUGAGCAGCCUCCUCGAUGGGCUCAGGGACGCUCCGUACCAUCCGUGGAGGAAUCUUCAAGCUCUAUAUAUGCACUAUAGGACCGGUUCUCUUCACUCCGGUACUCCUGCUUACCCCUGCUUGCACCCUGUUGACCAGCAUCUUCCCAAUCUCGAAAGCCUUGACACAACGAGCCUCAUUUUGUCCCGUAUCGCCUUCACUCCUGGCACCAUCUUACACCCUACUCUGACGACCUUCAAAAUCAUCCUAUGCAGGCCCCAAGAAAUCAAAUGGUGUAUUGAGAAGAUUGUGCCAAACCUUCCUGCCCUGGAAACGUUGGUGUUGGAGCAGUCGUACUUCAAUGCGAAUGAGCGUCUCCCUGGCGAGGAUUGGGGCUACGAAUCAGACCGAGAAAUGUCUGGCCCAGACUUCCCUGAACGCAUUCAGCACCCCAAAAUCCGUCAUUUCACUUUGGUUUAUGGCUAUUUGACCACACUUCGAUUCUUCACACUUCCUGCCCUGCGAAUCUUGAAGCUUGUUGGAGCCAGUCGGUGCUACGACUUCAACCCCGGGCUCGAGAAUUUCUUCUCGUUGCUCACUCGAUCGGGAUGCAGACUGGAGGAGUUGGACAUCUCCCAUUUGCACCUGCACGGUUCUCUACUGAGCCUGUUCCUCCGGAGACUCGAUGAACGGGUCAGGACACUGUCCUCUCUUUCCUUCCACAGCGCGAACUUCAACAACCAUCUACUCCAUGACCUUUCGAGCUCAGAUCCGGACCUCGUGAAACCACUUGCAUUUCCAAUGCUCAAGCGAUUAGAAUUGAAUAUCUUGGGAAGUGGAAGAAGGCUCCCCCUUCAAGAUUUCAUCAAGUGGUUCCACCUUAGGAAGGCGGCCCAGAAGAUACCAACCGACUCUCAGUCCGACGACGGAGGUCGAGAGGAGCCAAGCGUUUUCCGACUAGUAUUCAGAGCCCAGAGCGGAAUCACUGUGGACCGGGCGUUUAUCAAACAACGCAUGGAGGACCUGUGGGAUAUUGAGAAGGAGGCUCUAUCGCAAAUGCCGAAGCUGGGGAUCCGUGUUUUUGUGGAAGGCAUUGAUCUAUACGAGUUUGCAUUUGAGGGGGGUUGGUUGACUGGUUAA
Coprinopsis cinerea okayama7#130 is the source of this 1599-nucleotide messenger RNA. RefSeq lists its product as hypothetical. Lineage: Eukaryota; Fungi; Basidiomycota; Agaricomycetes; Agaricales; Psathyrellaceae. Bases 1 to 1599 code for a protein of 532 amino acids. The record is from RefSeq and is a predicted model, not a curated record. The transcript has a single exon.